CCUCUCCCACUAUACUCGCACCUCCCGCUCUCCGCUGACUUGUCGGAGCUAAACCAAAGCCAUCCUCCGCCAGGGGAUCUAAUCUUCGGCAGAGCGACAAGGCAGGAGUGGAAAUAGAAGAGAGGGACACAGUCCGUACUGAAUGCAUUCACCACCGAAUCUCUGCGAGAACUAACUGCUGGAUCAUUUUUUUUUCACGGGAAUUAACUCCAGCAAGACCAAGAGAGCGCGGUGGAGAGAAGCGUGUUCCCAAUAGACCAAGCUCAACGGCGCCGAUCCAGCAAGGGUCAUUCCCUACAUCGAGAAACAGCUGCCGAUUGCACUCGUUCUGUUUUAUCGAGGGACAAGGAUUGCAAGGGGGAAGGGGAAGGCCAUGAGGGCGUUCGUGGGGCACUUGCUGGCCGUGUCCACAUUGUACCUGUGUGUCACAGCUGAAGAAAACAGCAGAAACAGGGUCCGCAAGCAGCGUUCUCUUGCGGGCAUGUGUCGCUAUGGGCUUCGAAUGGAUUGCUGUUGGGGAUGGAACCGCAGACCCUGGGGACAGUGCCAGCCUUUCAUCCCGUUUUUGCAGAGAAUAUGUCAAGUAACGUACCCUCUGAAAGCUGUGUGCCACCAUGGAUGCAAACAUGGAGAGUGCGUGGGACCAAAUAAAUGCAAGUGCUACCCAGGGUACACGGGCAAAACAUGCAGUCAAGAUUUUAAUGAGUGUGGAAUGCAGCCUCGCCCAUGCAAGCACCGAUGUAUGAAUACGUAUGGCAGCUACAAGUGCUACUGCCUGAAUGGCUUUAUGCUUAUGUCUGAUGGAUCAUGUGCAAAUAUGCGGUCAUGCGCUAUGGCAAAUUGCCAGUACGGCUGUGAUGAGGUGAAAGGAGAAAUCCGUUGCAGUUGUCCAUCUCCCGGGCUGCAACUUGCUCCAGACCGCAGGACCUGUGUGGAUGUCGAUGAGUGUGCUUCUGGCACAGCUACGUGCCCUCGAUUCCGUAAAUGCACUAAUACUUUUGGAAGCUACUUCUGCAAGUGCUACAAUGGCUUUGAUCUCCGUUACUAUAAUGGGAAAUAUCAGUGUCUAGAUGUUGAUGAAUGUGCAAGGAGGACACAUAAAUGCAGUGUCUUUGCUACCUGUCACAAUAUACCAGGCUUCUAUAAAUGCAAGUGUAUGAGAGGCUACAGGGGCAAUGGUUACAGCUGCACAGUUGACACAAAAUUCCCUACGUUUACAGACCCACCCCAUGGCAGAAACAAUGAAACUCUGAGUACUUUUUAUGUGGAAAACACCACCCCUACAGUGAGAAUGAAAACAACCACUGCGACCACACCAGUUGUUAACAGGAAUCCAGAGCUCGAAACAGAAAAGGCAGUCCUGACCACAAACCCAACCACAGUUAUAACAGCGGCAACAACAAUGGCAACAACAACCACAGCUUCAGCUGCAACCACAAUCAUAGCCACUCCGGUGGACAACAGGAUUCCGAAUGAGGUCCCACGGCAAAGAGGAGAUGUUUUCAUUCCACGUCAGCCUGGAGGGAACGGGGCUUUACUUGGCCUUGACAUUGAAAAGGGGAUUACCGCAGAAGAAAAUGAUGCAGGGGACGACCAAGAUAUUUUGGUGAACAGCUGUAACUUUGACCAUGGAAUGUGUGGAUGGACGCAAGAGAAACAUGCGGGACUUCACUGGGAGCGAGUCCGUGACCCAUCAGGUCAUGGUUGGUAUCUGAGUCUUUCUGUGUCUACCUACAAAAGAAGGGAAGCCGCCCAUCUUUUCUUUGCACUGGGGCGAAAGGCACACACAGGCAACCUCUGUCUGACCUUCAGGCACAAGUUAUCCGGAGACUCUCCUGGAAAGAUCCAGGUGUUUGUGAGGAAGAAUGGCAGUUACGGGUAUCCAAUGUGGGAAAGGAACAGAGGGCACGGCUGGAGGACAAGUCGGUUCACACUAAGAGGACCAGGUCUUGAAAGUGUCAUCUUCAAAGGAGUGCAAGAGAAGAAAAGAGGAAUCAUCGGACUGGAUGAUAUCAGUUUGCAAAAAGGGCACUGCUCUGGAAAGCCUUGGGGGCAGUAAAAAAGAGUGGGUUUCAUAUCUGAAAGGACAUCACAUCAUCUCCUCUGUCUGUAGGAGGACUGAAUGCAAGGGGAGAGGCAACUGACUGCAUUCUAUUUGACUCCUGGGUACAAGUUGUGCAAACAGUGUACGCUAGACACGGCCCUCCAAGGGCACAGGAGUUCAAACAAACUCCACAUUUCCAAUAAUCCUUAUCCUGUGUGCUUAUACAAUUAGUCUGCAAUCCAGUAAUAUUGAGGAAUGUGUCUGUGAAAUGUCUGUAACUAGAGGGGUGUUGUUUGAACAGCAGUUCUAAAUAAAUGACUCAUCAAUUGACUUGCUAUCAUAUUAGGUAGGAUUGUAGUACAAACUUAGUUUAAUGCCAACUGUCGACAUCCCAUGGAAUGAUUUCUGUAUAAUUGUUACUUGGCCUUGGUAUUUCUUACUGGAAGCUUCCUGGAGAAUUAUCCUGAUGAGUCUUGUCCCUCAGGUGAGAAAUUUCUCAUGUAACAUGAAACUUGAGUCCAGCAUUGCCAUGUUAGAAACUUCCACCUCUAAAGUGAACCGGAUCCUUGACAUGAAUGCAGUGUAAUGUGUCAGAUGUUUUAAGAGACUUCUGUCAGUACUCAACUCAAAUGAUCCCUGGUCCUCUCUCACUCUUUCCAGCCACUCUUGCCCUUACACUUUGCAGGACUAAGUCUUUCUUGUGGCCACCUUAUAUCGUAGUGCCCACCACCUCAUUAUAGGUUUGUAUUGGAGGACCUGUUAAAUUGCUAUCACUACCAUCUCAGCUUAAAGCUGAUAGUUGGCUCCUUGCACAGUCAGGUAUGAAGCAUGUUGUAACAAUGGGAAACCACUUAUUUCAUGUGGGUGGUCUCCUGCACUGCGCAUGGUCUCAUCCAGCUGUACUGUCAUGGACUGUGGCUUAAUAAUCCACGUUUCUCCCUCACAUUUUAGUCACUUAACUUGCAAAUUGGGAUGUCAUUGUGGUCUUUCCUUGAACACGUUCCUACAAUAUGCUUUUGCUUUUAAUUGUUUAGUAACUGACAUUGAACAACAACUAUAACCAUUCAAAAAUGUACUUAACUGUAAAUUAAUUCAUUAUGGUUUUAGAUGAUUGUCUCACUCUAUUUAAAAUGAGUUUCACAUUAACAUGAGCAUACACUUACUGAAAAUGUUUGUACGUCAAGGCACUCAAUGGUACUGUAUAAACACUGCAGGGAAACAGUUGUACUUUGACAAGCUUUUCAGGCAACAAUUGAGAAGUUUUGUAACAGUGACUAGGAUUGCAGUGUAAUCUAAUGGACAAUGUGCAGCUCAAUUCCUCUUUUUUUUAAGUGGUAAAUAUGCUCAUUAUAUUUUUAUAAUGUAGAAUUUAAAUAAAAGUUUUCUUUCGGCAGGAGUAAACCAAGCUGUCCAGACUACAGUGGUCCUUGUCUGGUCGCCAGGGUGCAGCAACCUACCCCAGUGGGCUUUGUUCAUACUUACUGUUAAGUAGUCUUCAUCACAACACGGGUAUUAUAGUAAAGGAUGCAACUAUCCUCCCUCUACUAUAGCCACCAAUUAUGAUAACGUAGAACAUAGAAAUCUACAGUCCAUUACAGGCACUUCAGCCCACAAUGUUGUGCCGACCAUGUAAACUACUCUAGAAACUGACUAGAAUUUUCCUACCGCACAGCCCUCUAUUUUCCUAAGCAUCAUAGCUCCAUGUACCUGUCUAAGAGAUUCUUAAAAGACCCUAUUGUAUCGGCCUCUACUACCGUCGCCGGCAGUGCAUUCCACAUACUCUCUGUGUGAAGAACUAACGUCUGACAUCCUCCUUGUACCUACUUCCAAGCACCUUAAAACUACACGGGGUACCCCCUUGUGUUACCCAUUUCAGCCCUGGGGAAAGCCUCUGGCUAUCCACAGGAUCAAUGCCUCUCAUCAUCUUAUAGAAAAACACAGAAAACCUACAGCACAAUACAGGCCCUUCGGCCCACGAAGUUGUGCCGAACAUGUCCCUAGCUUAGAAAUUACUAGGGUUACCCAUAGCCCUCUAUUUUUCUAAGCUCCAUGUACCUAUCCAAAAGUCUCUUAAAAGACCUUAUCAUAUCUGCAAAGACCCUAUCGUAUCUGCAAAUUUUAUUGUAUAUAGAAAUUUUAUCAGGUCACCUCUCAUUCCCCGUUGCUCCAAGGAGAAAAGGCCAAGUUCACUCAACCUAUUCUUAUAAGGCACGCUCCCCAAUCUAGGCAACAUCCUUGUAAAUCUCCUCUUGACAUAGCUGUAUGGUCAGUCCUUGUAUACCUGUGUCAUAUUGGCAUUUAUUGGCUUGUUUUGUAAUCCUUGUUAAACAACACCCAUAAGCAGCAUUGGGUGGCACUGUGACACUGUGUUUACAAUGGUGGCUAUAUUUUCUAGAGUUUUCACUCGUUAUUUCACAUAGUAAACAUUGUAGUCUGAAUAUACUUUUUGUACCCCAUAUCUUGCUGUCAUUCUGAUUACUUGACAUCUUCAGAUCCAUUUGGGGUGUGACCAUUUAACACAGGCAGGAAUGGCAUUUCUUUAUGAAGUUCAUGACAGUAAGUCAACUUAAGCCACCCAUUCAUUGGAAUGGAUUUCAAGUGCUGAUUUUGUAAUAAAAAAUGGACUUGUACACAAGUGCCUGCUCUUAAUAGUAUUAGACAUCACUGAUCUUUGAAUAAUAAUGCCCCUGAUAGUGCUCCACAGGAGGAAUCAUUGCAAAAAGGUAGUAAUUCUCCUGCCUGUCUGCUCUGUGACCCUGAGCUGGAAUUACCAAGAGUUAGACUGUUUUAAAUAGCUGAAGCUGGUGGUGUUUUUGACACUAUUAAGCUGCAUUUAGGGAUGUGGAUAGGAAAGCUUGGAAAAGGACAUGGGUGGGGCGGGGGGAGGGUUGGUGAGUAUAGGAUGGUCGCAGUUAGGAAGCAGUAUUGCAGCAGCAGCAGCAACCUGGGUUCAACCCCGCUGCUGUCUGUGAAGAGUUUGUACCUUCUCCCUGUGACCCUGCAGGUACUUUGGUUCCCUUCCACAUCCCAAAGACGUACGGGUUAGAACUGAGGAAGCUCAUUGAGUUAGUGAGGGUGGCUGGCGGCAGCCCUUCAGAGGCCUGCUUGUUCUUUGUGAACAGUUCUAAGGAAUGGAACCGUUCAAUAACCUAGGGACUGCUCGUAUAAGAAAGAUGAGGUAAAUGAUGAUGGAUUUCAUUCUUUGAUGGACACUAGUUGACCAGUUUGCCUUCUGACAUGGUUUUUGAAAACAACAUGAAUUUAAUUCUCAAGUUGUUAUGGUGCAAUGUUAUACUGGAUAUCAUAAAUCUUGUGAAUACCAGAAGCUGCAUUUUAACUGCAAGGCUCCAAAUUUUCAGCUCUCUUGUUUGCCUUUAUAUGGGAUUUCAGAGUGCAGGAUGAGGCCCUAUGGUGUCCCAUGGAUCUGACACGCCCAUUUGAACAAAGCAGCCAAUUAAUCCCAAACCACCCAAGUACUGCACAGAUUUACAAACAACAGCAGAUCCCCAAAAGCCAGGACGUGUGACUGAAUGAUUUUUUUGGUAUGGAAUUAAAUGGUUGAAUGAGCUGAAGAACAUGUAUAUUCUGCUCAAGCUAUAUAAAGUCUAUUACAUUAACUGAAUAUUAAUCAAAAAGAAGUUACCUAUUGUGCAAUCAUCAGCAUGUAAAGCUCAUGUCCUCCUAAAAAUGAAGUGAGAUUCGAAAAUAUUUUGUAUAUACCAUUAGCGAUGUUUGUUUAGGACAUUUUGUUAAUAUAGUAAACUAUUCCAAAGCACUUCACGGGAGUAGCGACCAAAUUUUAUCAGAAGCCAAAUCAGGAGGUAUUAGGACAACUGCUCAAAAACUUAAAUUAGAAGGUUCUAAAGAUGACAUAAAGGAGCAAAGUGGAUUGGCCCCUGGAGGAAAAUCUAGCAUGCCAUGCUGCUAAUAACCUGGUGGUUUUGAAGUAAAGGCAGUGCAAGCGAAUACACAACAGUACAAGUUUAAAACAGUUAUUCAGUUAGCUUUGUUUGAUAAUUAUGUGGUCAACAAUGCUAUCAAAUGAUUUCAUUAAACUCAAGACCCACACUCAGAAAAUCAGAACUUUUUGGACUGAUUCCUUGGGAACAACUAGUCUUGGGAACACAUUUAACAAAUUAAGCAAAAUUAGAAAUAAAUCCAACACUCAGUUAAGCUAACCAAAAAUUGUAGCUUGAGAGAUACAAGAAUCGAUGUGCUGAAUGAUUCUUUACCUCAACAAUUUUUGCAUCAAUAGUGAACAUAAAAGAGAAUUUCUAAAGAACUUAAGAAGGAGAAAGUUAGCUGUAGAGCAUUAACCACAUGAUAAAAAGUCAUAGACAUGAAAUGUUAAAAGUUUCUGCUUCUAUAAAUGCUGCCCAACCUGCUGACUAUUUCUAACAUUUUCCAUUUUUAUGUAAGAUUUCUGGCAUCUGCAGUUCCACUUGUUUUUUUUUUCAUUAUAAUUUAUUCUUUCCCCUCUAUGUUCUCCUUCCAUUUAUAGGUUUCACAAAAGUUUCAGAACCUUAGCUCAAAAUCUCUCAUUACUUGCAAACCAACCUAUUAAUCCAUGGAUUUUAGUGACUGAUAAAAGUAAUUGGAAGCUAAGGAAACUGCAACAUCAGAUCUAUAUUUGAAGGAGAGGAAUAUUUUGCAUUCACAUUCCUAAGUAGCAACUACUUUGUUGGUGAACUUACAUAGUUGGCAAAUGAUGGGCUUAUUGUUGUUUGCGUUUUAUUCCAUCCUUGCCUGCCUCUUCUUUUGUACUGAAUUUCUACUAUCAGUAGCUGCCUUUCCACUCAUUGCACACCAGAUCCCCAUUCUUUAGCUCAGUUUUUACAGAGUUAUAUUAGCACUGCAACUGGAUGCCAAGACAGGGAGGUGACUGCUUUCACUGAUGUUGAGGGAAGAACUGCUGUAAAGUGAAAGGCAAUGGACAGGGCCCGUUAAAAGUCAAGGUAGCAUGAAGCAGCUGGGAAAGAGGGUUCUGAAACUAGGGUGAAAUACAUGAAUUCAGUGGUGCAGUAAGAAUUGUAGGAAAUAGUGGAAUUGUAUAGGAGCACUCAGUGGAGAGCUAGAACAGUCUGGGAGAUGAACAUGUGGAGAACCAAAAAUCUUGGAGAAGACAAAACUAGUAGAUAGAGGGAAGAUUUUGUAACACAAAAGAUAAUGGGAAAAUUUCUGUGUACCUUUGUGACCAUUUGUGGAAUGACUGUUGUCUGCUUGCACAAUGAUAAAAGUGAAAUAUCUCUAAAAAUGUUGCAAUAUCAUCAUCAUAUGCCAAUUAUCUUUUGUUUGGAUUAUGUUAGCCCUUGGCAAUGAGUAUUCAUUAUGGUGGACUUUAUUUAAAUAAAAGUUCCAUUUCUCUAUAAUUUAAAACUCUUAAUGGCAUCCAACUUAAUUUUAUGACUUAAUAUUGGAUUAUCUUGGAAUGUAAUGAGAUACAGGAUUUUUGUUGGUUGAAAUCUUCCCAACCACUAAAGUCUGGCUAACUGGCCUAUAAUUUUCCUUCUCCCUCCCUUCUUAAAGAGUGGAGUGACAUUUGCAAUUUUCCAGUCCUCAGGAACCAUUCCAGAAUCUAAUGAUUUUUGAAAGAUCAUUACUAAUGCCUCACAAUCUCUUCAGCAUUUCACAGGUCGGGAAGACAUUGGAGCCCAUUAUUGAGCAUGAGGUUGAGGGGUACUUAGAGGCAUAUGAUUUUUAAAAAAAGCCAAAGCCAGCAUGGUUUCCAUCAGGGGAAAUCAUGCCUGAUAAAUUUGAUGGAAUUCUUUGAGGAAAUAACAGCCAGGAUAGAUCAAAGGAGAGUCAGUGUACAUUGUUUACUUGGAAUUUCAGAAAGCCUUUGACAAGGUGCUGCACAAGAGGAUGCUUAACAAGCUGAUGGUAUUAGAGGAAAGAUACUGGCGUGGAAAGAAGAGAAGCUGACUAGCAGGAAGCAAAUAAAGGGGGCCUUUCCUGGUUGGCUGUAGGUGACUAGUGGUGUUCUGCAGGGGUCAUAUUGGGAUUGCUUCUUUUCAUGUUAAAUGUCAAUGAUUUUGAUGAUGGAAUUGAUGGCUUUGUGGCCAGGUUUAUGGGUGAUAUGAAGAUAGGUGGAGGGGCAGGUAGUGUUGAGGAAGCAGGGAGUCUGCAGAAGGACUUUGAUGGGUGGGAAAAUGGGCAAAGAACUGGCAGAUGGAAUAUAGUGUAGGGAAAUGUAUUGUUAUGCACUUUCGUAGAAGGAAUAAGGCAGUAAUGUAUUUUCUAAAUGGGGAAAAAAAUUCAAAAAUCUGAUGUACAAAUGGACUUGGGAGCCCUUAUGCAGGAUUCCCUAGAGGUUAACUUGCAGGUUGAGUUGGGGACAAGGAAGGCAAUUGUAAUCUUAGCAUUCAUUUCGAGAGGACUAGAAUAUAAGAGCAAGGAUGUAAUGCUGAGGCUUUACAAGGCAUUUAGUCAGAGUGCACUUGGAGUAUUGUGAGCAAUUUUGGGCCCCUUAUCUAAGAAACGAUAUACUGGCAUCGGAGAGGGUCUAUAGGAGGUUCACGCGCUUAUUCCAGGAAAGAAAGGGUUAAUGUAUGAGGAGCGUUUGAUGACUCUGGUCUGUACUCACUAGAGUUUAGAAGAAUGAAGGGGAUCUCCUUAAACCUAGUCUAAUCAUGGGACUAUUUACGAUGACCUAAUAACCUACCUGUUUACGACUGUGGAAGGAAACUGGAGAGCUAGAGACAACCCAUGCACUCCAUAGGGAGGACGUACAGAGACUCUUUACAAAAUGGCACCAGGGUUGAACUCCGAACACCCAAGUACGUUCUGAGCUGCAAUAGUGUCACGCUAACCACUAUGCUACCAUGGUACCCUAUAAAGCAGAGGUUGAUAGGUUCCUUAUUAGUUAGGGCACCAAAGGUUAUGGAGAGAAAGCAGGUGAAUGGGGUCGAGAGAGAUAAUAUAUCAGCCUUGAUGGAAUGGCGGAGUGGACCCAAUAGGCCAUAUGUUCUAAAUCUGCUCCUAGGUCUUAUGGUCUUAUUUCCAGAUCCUUUCUUCUACCUUACUCCUCAGUGCCCUACUGCUCACCAUACAAGUUCUACCCUGAUUUGUCCUCCCAUAGUGCAAUACUUCACAGUUGGCCGCAUUAAAUUUCAUUUUGAAGACCAAAUGACAGAACCUUUUUGACAAAUCUCCCAUGCUGGACCUUGCUGAAGUCUAUGUAGACAACAUCUACUGCCUUGGCUUCAUCAACUUUCCCGGUAACUUUCUCAAAAAACUCCAAGAUUGGUUAGACAUGACCGACUCCACAGAAAGCCAUGUUGGCAAUCCCUAAUCAGUCCCUGUUUAUCCAAAUACCUACGUAAUCACUCCCUUAGAAUACCUUCCAAUAACUUACCCACUACUGAUGUCAAGCUC
This is a messenger RNA of Mobula hypostoma (lesser devil ray), 9418 nucleotides long. It is a transcript of the gene npnta, whose product is annotated as nephronectin a. Gene Ontology annotation, molecular function: calcium ion binding. Gene Ontology annotation, cellular component: membrane. The record is from RefSeq and is a predicted model, not a curated record. The coding region runs from base 374 to 2059 and encodes 561 amino acids. The transcript is spliced from 13 exons. Lineage: Eukaryota; Metazoa; Chordata; Chondrichthyes; Myliobatiformes; Myliobatidae.